GAAAAGAUGUCGCUUCAAACUAUCGAAGAAAUGGACGCCUACCCUGCUGUAGAUGACUCUGGAGACCACCUUCUCGACCCGAAUAUGAUACCAACCGCCGCCACGGAAGUAGUAAUGUCGGGAGAUGGAAUUGAGAGGCAAUUCGGCGACGAGGAGGACACCUAUCAAUACGAGUACACUUAUGAAGACGAUCCGCAGCUGGAAAUCGGAGAGGAAGAGGUUGUGGUGACGGAUGAAGCUGAAUAUCAGGAACACUGGAAGGAUGAGGAGAAAAAAAUGAAUCUCUACGACGUGCUGGGCAGCAAAAUGUACCUGGAAGACGACGAGAAGGGGGGUCCGAAACGUAGUCGAAUCGACGACGAUGAAGCCUCCUUCUCAGACGUCUAUCAUCACCACCAACCACCACCACCACCACAUCCGAGAGCCGGAGCACCAGGAGACUAUAGAUAUGCUGUAGAUGACUACAGAGAGUAUACAGUCUAUCCAACAAGUGGGGGGCCGAAGCAGCAGCACGGCGGAGCCCACAACUCAGUUGAUAGAACAUGUCAGGGAUGUGGAAUGAUGUUGAGACGCAGUGUAUUCUAUCAUCAUGCGAGAAUGAUUCGUGAGAAAGGAGCUUGUAAUUUAUUUACACCGCAACGGUUCCCAUGCACACAGUGUGAUGCUCGGAUUGGAACUCUUGAGAAGCUCUGUCAGCAUAUGGAACAGAUUCAUCAGGCGCCCACGCAAAUUAAGACGAUGGUUUUUACGAAUGAAGAGGAUUUUAAACAGUUUCGUAUUGAGCUCGAGGGAAAAGGUGGCAAUUUUCGGAUGGCUAGAGGAAAUAAGAAGAAUAAGAAAGGAAUGGUUCAAUAUUUCCGUUGCAAUCGUCUCCAAACACUUUCCCGCUCUCAAACAUUCCGUCCAGUCGACAAUCCGUCGCUCGAAGAACUGCCAACUAAUCGAAAGCGUGGGCGGCUUCACCAGCAAGAGCUCCGUCAGCAAAGUGCUAAACAGGUCAUACGGACUGAGAACUCGUGCACCGCGUUCUAUAAUAAAGCCUAUUUGGAUAAUGGAACAAUCGAAGUCCGCUUCUGUGACCAUCAUCUUCACGACGACGAGAAGCUUCGACUUCCAGAAGCCGUUAGAGCUCGAGUUAUCGAAUUGGCACGGAAAAAUCUACCACAUGUCGUUAUUCUUAUGAUUGUUAAAGAUGAACGCUUCAAAUAUUGUGAGAGAAAUUCGGCCAACGAUCGACGUAUUCAGGAUAUGAAGACUCAGGAUAUUCGACAAGUGCUUGCCGGAAAUAAUCGAUCUGUUAAAACGCGAAUUUCUCGUGGAGAGCAAGUUGAACAAUUCGACCGUUUUGCACACUUGGGACACGUGGACGAGGAUCCGACACGGCCAUGGAACGAUGUUAGGCCAUCGGCAAAAGUGGAUCGACUAUCACUUUCACACUCUGAAUUAAGAUAUCUCGAUUUAUUCGAUACAAAUCGAGAGGAAAUUAUGGCUAAACUCAAUGAGAGAUCACGUGUUGAGCAGAGUAAAAAAAUGCUCUACGACUCGUUCAUCCAUCGCCUAUCAAGCUCAAACGAGGUGAUCAAACAAAUCGACUACCGCGACCUGAUCCCCAACGAGAGCACCCUGCUGAAGCUGAAAAAAGCCUAUAACUACCUGGCAAAGAUCGAGAACGAGCUUCUGAACCCGCGCCGAGAGCAGAUCAAUCCGAUCCGCGUCACCUCAUACAUCAGAAUGAUGGAAGAAGAAGCAAGGCUGAUCGAGAGGACUCGACAGGCGGCCAGUGCUCCUGGAGCAGCUGCUGGAGAUGAGAUUGAUGUUGUUGGGAUUGACGAGGAGGACUACCACCAUCAUCAUCAUAUGGAUCUUCAUGAAGUUGUGGAAGAGGAAGAAGUUGGGUAUCAUCAGGAGGAUCUCGAGCUGGAGCAGGAGCUUCAAGAGCAUGUGGAAGAGGAUUAUCUGCCGGUGGAAGAGGAAUUGGUGGAAGAGGAGCUGGUGGUGGAAGAAGAAGCUCUUCCAGUGGAGCAGCACCAGGAAGAGGAGGAGGACGGAGAGCCGACGGUCACCAGAGCUGGACGAGUUGUGAAGAAGAAGCCGCAAUUUGAUUCUUAAUUCUUAAUUCUUUUUUUUUUUAAUUAUUAUUUUUUUUACAUUUUUUCUCCAUUUUUUCCCCAAAAGUAGUUUUAAUUGGGUUUUUUUUGGGCUUAAAAUUUGAAUUUUUCGCGAAUUUUUGAACCAAAAAUCGAAAUUUCCUAGGAUUUUUAAGCUGGAAAUUGGAAUUUUACAGAAAAAUUGACUUUUUUUUCUGAUUUUUGACACAAAAAUUAGUUUUUCUUCGUUUUUUAGCCACAAAAAUCAUGAAAUUUUCCUGUGACUUUUUAGGCAAAAAAUUUGAAUUUCAAGCUAUUUUAAGCCAAAAACUAAGUUUUCACUUAAAAUUUUCGUUUUUAAUUUAGAAAUUUAGAUUUCACGAAAAAUUGUUGAAAUACCGCUUUUUUUUCUGUCGAUAAUUGAAAUUUCAGCCUGGAAAUUAGAAUUUCUCUCUAUUUUGGCAUUUUUUAGCCUAUAAAUUUGGAUUUCACUGAAAAAUUGAAAAAAAAGACUAAAAAAUUAAGUUUUUGCUGAUUGUUGCCCCAAAAAUUGAGUUCUUUCCGAAAAAAUUGAGAAAAAAACUCCAAAUUUUGGCCUAUAAAAAUUGAAAUUUUAAUCUUAAUCUCGACAAAUCUGCCGAAAAUUGAAAAUUUUGAAUUUUCAGCGAUUUUCAGCCGAAAAACCGAAAAAAUCGAGAAAUUUUUAUUCUGAAAUUUAAAAAUUACAUGGAAUACAAAUUUCCACUGAAAAUUUUCAGUUUUCAAUGAAAAAUCCGUUGAAUACUUGCAAAAAAUGAAAAAUAACCUUUUUGUGGGCGUGGCUUGCAAUUUAACAAGCUCCGCCCCCAUUUAAUGGUCAAAAAUUGUUUUUUUUUCCCCUAAAAAUCGAAAUCGCCCCAAUUAAAACUACCAAGCUUUGACUUUAAAAGUCAAUGUUUUUAAAUAUUACCCCCUGAUUCAUUUUGAUCUCCUGUACCCCCCCCCCCCCCUCUUUAUCCUUUUUUUUCUAAUUUUCCUAUUUUAUAACCUCUUACGGAUGAAUUUCUCUUAAUAGA
This is a messenger RNA of Caenorhabditis elegans, 3142 nucleotides long. It is a transcript of the gene lin-38, whose product is annotated as C2H2-type domain-containing protein. The transcript is spliced from 9 exons. Lineage: Eukaryota; Metazoa; Nematoda; Chromadorea; Rhabditida; Rhabditidae. Bases 7 to 2109 code for a protein of 700 amino acids. The record is from RefSeq and is marked reviewed.